UAUAAUUCCCCCCCUAGUAAUCAUCUUCUCUUUUUGCCCCUAUUCGUCUCCUUCCCUCUCCAUUCUUUCUCAACCAUCCAUGGCUGCAAAUCCUUCCCGCCUUAUCCUCCGCCCAAGCCUCAACGUCUAUUUCAACUCCCCCAAUUCUAAAACCCUAACUUUCCUCGACCAUUCUCUCUCCUCUCCACUCUCUCUCCUCGCUCCUCGUCGCAGGCGUUGCUUCUCAAUCGGAACCAGGUGCUUCUCUUCUCUAUCAUCCUCAUCAAUUGAAACUCACAAUGUAAACCCGAGCUCCUCUGAAAAUGGCGGACGUUCGGGCGGAUUUAUGCCGUCUCCGAUCACCGAAACGCCGCAGAAAGUCGAUGUCAACCCCCCCAAAGGUACCAGAGAUUUUCCUCCGGAAGAUAUGCGGUUGCGAAGCUGGUUGUUUCAGAAUUUCAGAGAGGUUUCACAAUUGUUUGGUUUUGAAGAGGUUGAUUUCCCGGUGCUGGAAUCGGAGGCACUGUUUAUUAGGAAGGCUGGAGAAGAAAUCAGGGACCAGUUGUAUUGUUUUGAGGAUCGAGGGAAUCGCCGGGUUGCAUUGAGGCCAGAACUUACUCCAUCAUUGGCAAGACUAGUCUUACAGAAAGGAAAAUCUGUAUCCCUGCCAUUGAAAUGGUUUGCUAUUGGACAGUGUUGGCGUUAUGAAAGAAUGACUAGAGGUCGGCGCCGUGAACAUUACCAGUGGAAUAUGGAUAUUAUUGGAGUGCCUGAAGUUACGGCUGAAGCGGAGCUUAUUUCUGCUAUUGUCACCUUCUUCAAGAAACUAGGGAUCACAGAGGCAGAUGUUGGAUUCAGGGUUUCGAGCAGGAAGGUUUUGCAGGAAGUUUUGAGGUGCUACAAUGUACCUGAAGAAUUAUUUGGAAGAGUUUGCAUAGUUAUUGACAAGCUAGAAAAGAUUCCUCUUGAUGAGAUAAAGAAAGAGUUGAAGUCCGUUGGGAUGUCUGAUGAAGCAAUUGAGGAACUACUGGAGGUCCUUUCUAUCAAGUCUUUGGCAAAGUUGGAAGAGAGACUUGGAACUUCUGGUCAAGUUGUUGGUGAACUCAAACAACUUUUUGCUCUUGCUGAGAAGUUUGGUUAUUCUGAAUGGAUCCAGUUUGAUGCAUCCAUUGUCCGUGGUCUGGCCUAUUACACUGGAAUUGUGUUUGAGGGAUUUGACAGACAAGGAAAGUUGCGAGCGAUUUGUGGUGGUGGACGUUACGAUCGAUUGUUAUCUACGUUUGGAGGUGAUGAUAUUCCAGCCUGCGGUUUUGGAUUCGGUGAUGCAGUUAUUGUGGAACCAAUUUUGCGAGGAGAAAGUAGCUAUAUACUAGGUGCAGGUUAUAUUUGCUUAUUUUUGGCUUUCAAGUAGAACUACAAGAAGUUUAACUUGAAAGGUUUCUCGAAGCUUUCCUGGCUUUUUCCGUGUGGAGAAUUUCAUCUCAUCUUCUUUAAUAUCUACAUUAAAAUGUAUGUAUCCUUUUCUGUCUUUUCCCAAUUAAUCUUUCUGUUACCUUUUCAAGUGAAGAGUUACUUAUUCUCUCCAUUACAUGAUUUACAUAACCCUUUGCUUCUUCCACUCCUACACUUCCUCUUAUCAAUUAUUUUCUCCCUGCUCGUUUUCAAUUUUUUUUUCAUACACAGUUUUUCUUAGAUAUGGGAAACACAGACUGGUACCCAAUUACCCGACUGGAAUUACCAGACAUGAAAUCCCGCUGUACCCAAAAUCUCAUGACCUAACUUUGUCUAACCAAAAUUGCCCCAAGCCAACUUGAUAAUAGACUUGAGUAUGGAACCAAAUCAGUAAGGGAACCAAAUGAUCAUUAGUCAUUUCCCAAAUAUGGCUACUAACAAAAUUACAAAACUCAACUUGUCAGAACAUCCCCUUUUUUACCUCUGUUUUUGUUGAUCUGGGUGCUAAAUGUCAAGAUUGAAUUGAGAUAGGGGCAGUGCAAUUUUGCUCUUUCUCAAUUAUUUUAUUGUAAUCUUGUUUUAAUUAUCUGUCAAAAUCACCUUAUUUCGUCCGUCUGUGUUUCAAAACCUUUCAUAAGAAGCGUUUUGGUGGACACAUGUGACAUACCCAUAAUGGCUUUCCCCCUCAAAGCUUCAGCUGCGGCAAAUUUUAUUGCAGUAAUUUAUGGGGAACAACAUUGCACUCUUCCUCCCUGGCGCCAAAAUUGAAAUGUGGGUUUUUCAACUUCCGUGUUUUGGUAACUCUGUUAUAAUGGUUGCUUACAUCUAAUUUAUUAUCCUAAAAUAGGUUACCCUGUUUACACCUUAAGAUCUUAGCCUAUGUUCUGUUUACUGUCUCUUUCUGUCGUUAACUUUGUUCAAAAUCUC
Molecule: messenger RNA, 2358 nt
Organism: Spinacia oleracea (spinach)
Lineage: Eukaryota; Viridiplantae; Streptophyta; Magnoliopsida; Caryophyllales; Amaranthaceae
Product: histidine--tRNA ligase, chloroplastic/mitochondrial
Exons: 10
Coding region: 80-1390 (436 amino acids)
Biological process (GO): histidyl-tRNA aminoacylation
Cellular component (GO): cytoplasm
Molecular function (GO): histidine-tRNA ligase activity; ATP binding
Source: RefSeq, a predicted model, not a curated record